AUGUCCGCAGCUUCCCUUCCCGCCUCUGUUGAGGCUCUAUCCCUCCAAUCCACGGCGCAGAAGUCUCAGUUCGCCGGCUGCUUCCCGACACUGAACCCGAUAGAUAUCUACCGCCAGCACAUCGCGGAGGAGUUGAGCAAAGUCUCUGGUAUCGAUGCUCAGAAGAUCUACCCGCGCAUUGCCUGGACCAGCACUUUGGACAAGGGUGACCUUUCAUUGCCGGUGGCUUCUCUCCAGGUUAAGCAAAACCCCGUGGAGCUUGCCAAGGAUCUUGUCUCCAAGUUCCCCGCCUCCGACCUUAUCCACCCCCCAACUCAGCUUGGUCCUCACAUUCAGUUCUUCUGCAAACCUCAGCCAUUGACUGGCAAUGUUCUUGGUCGUAUCCUGAAGGAGAAGGCCGCCUAUGGAACAAACGGCAACCAGGGUCAGAAGGACCCCUCCGACCCCUCCAAGGGCCAGAAGAAGAUCAUCAUCGAGUUCUCGUCGCCCAACAUCGCCAAGCCCUUCCACGCUGGUCAUCUGCGCAGUACCAUCAUCGGUGGUUUCCUCGCCAAUAUCUACACUGUUAUGGGAUGGAAGGUCACUAAGAUGAACUACCUGGGUGACUGGGGUAAGCAGUAUGGUCUGCUGGCCAACGGUUUCAAGGAAUUCGGCAGUGAUGAAGCUCUUAUCAAGGACCCCAUCAACCACCUGUUCGAUGUCUACGUCAAAAUUAACCGUCAUGUCAGCGAACAGGAUGGACCUAUCAAGGAGCUGAAGGAACAGAUCAAGGCCAAGAAGGAGAAGAACGAGGACGUUGCUGAGCUUGAGGCACAGCUUGCCAAGCUUGUGGACGUGAGCGAGGACGAGAAGGCCCGUCGCUACUUCAAGAGUAUGGAGGACGGUAACCCAGAUGCUCUUGCUCUCUGGCGUAAGUUCCGUGAUCUCAGCAUUGAGAAGUACAAGCAGACCUACGCUCGUCUCAACAUCGACUUCGAUGUUUACUCCGGUGAAUCUCAGAUCAAGUCUGAGAGCAUGACCGAUGCCUAUAAGCUCAUGGAGAAGGCCGGUGUCUCCGAGGAGUCUGAGGGUGCUGUCAUUGUGGACUUCACCAAGCACGGUGCCAAGAAGCUCGGCAAGGCUAUCAUUGUCCGCAAGGAUGGAACUCCCCUCUACCUGACCCGCGAUAUCGGUGCUAUUACUGAGCGUGAUAACGAGUACCACUUCGACAAGAUGAUCUACGUUGUUGCCGCCCAGCAGGAUCUCCACCUGGCUCAGCUCUUCAAGGUCACUGAACUUAUGGGCCACAAGGACCUGGCCUCCCGUUGCCAGCACAUCAACUUUGGUAUGGUUCGUGGUAUGAGUACUCGUAAGGGUACCGUCAAGUUCUUGGAUGAUAUCCUCCACGAUGUCGGUGACAAGAUGCAUGAGGUCAUGAAGAAGAAUGAAGUGAAGUACGCACAGGUCGAGGAUCCCGUGAAGACUGCCGAUAUUUUGGGUAUCACCUCCGUCAUGGUGCAAGAUAUGACUGGCAAGCGCAUUAACGGCUACGAGUUCAACCUGGAUGCCAUGACAUCCUUCGAGGGUGACACUGGCCCAUACCUGCAGUACGCUCACGCUCGUCUGUGCUCGAUGACCCGCAAGUCCGAGUUGGAUGUCGACGAGCUGGUCAACGCCAACUUCGAUCUUUUGACCGAGCAGCACGCUGUCGACUUGGUCCGCCUUCUGGCCCAAUGGCCCGACGUACUUCUGCAGACUGCCAAGACUCUUGAGCCCAUCACUGUCCUCAGCUAUCUGUUCCGCAUGACACACAUGUUGAGCUCUAGCUACGAUGUGCUCAAGGUGAUCGGUAGCGAGCCAGAUGUCAAGCAGGCACGUAUGGCGUUGUAUGCCUCAGCCCGCCAAGUUCUGAACAACGGCAUGCGCGUUCUUGGUCUCAGCCCUGUUCAGCGCAUGGGCGAUCCCUCAACCUUGAUCGCAUCCACGACCCCGGACCUGGAGUGGAAUGACAGCGGACACUUUUUGAUGAAUGAGACCGUUCGGAAUUUCUCGUGGCAAGGUUUAACGGUCACUGUCAAGGAUCGGGAAACCAAGAAAUCCCGCGAUCUGAUCAAUGAUAUCAGUGGUGAUGUGAAACAUGGGGAGCUCGUUGCCCUAAUGGGCCCGUCAGGCUGCGGCAAGACAACACUCCUCAACGUGCUUGCUCGACGUGCCGCGUCAGCUGGUGCGAAGGUUCUCGGGGAGAACUACGUGAACGACACACAAAUGGACUCACGGGAUUUCCAACGAGUGACCUCUUACGUCGAGCAGGAAGAUGUGUUGAUCGGGUCGUUGACGGUGCAGGAGACAUUGAAGUUCGCGGCGGAUCUCUCGUUGCCCAGUUCUGUGUCAAAACGCCAGCGCAUGGAUCGAAUCCGGACACUUUUGGAAGCAUUUGGUAUCCAGAACCAGGCAAACACGUUGGUUGGAACCCCGAUCCGGAAGGGCAUCAGUGGUGGUCAGAAGCGACGUGUGAGUGUGGCUAGCCAGCUUAUCACCAAUCCAAGGAUUUUGUUCUUGGAUGAGCCCACCAGCGGUCUAGACUCGACUGCCAGCUUUGAGGUUAUGUCGUAUGCAAAGGAGCUCGCGCGAGCCAAUAACCUUCUUAUCAUUGCGAGUAUCCACCAACCAUCAACUACGACGUUUAACCUCUUCGAUAAGCUGCUGCUUCUAUCGGCAGGAAAAACAUGCUAUUUUGGGGCAAUCUCAGCUGUGGAGAGCUAUUUCAGUGGCAUUGGCUAUCCAAUCCCCAUGCAAACCAACCCUGCUGAAUUCUUAUUGGAUACUGUCAGUUCUGAUUUUGCCAGCUCGAAGGACUUCGAAGAGGAUCGAGUCGAGGCCAUUCAGACUGCUUGGGCAAACUCGAAUGAGGCAAAAUCACUGUCAAGACAAGUGUCCGAGCGAGUAAGCUCAGCAGAGAAACUUGCUAACAAAGGCUUCAUGGAAGAAAAGACUCGACCGGGAACGAUUUCGAUAACUACAGCUCUGCUACAUCGCUCAUUUGUUAAGUCUUACCGCGAUGUCAUUGCUUAUGGAAUCCGAAUCGCAAUGUAUCUUGGAUUGGCUAUCAUGAUGGGCACAGUAUGGCUACGUCUUCGUCCAUCGCAAGACUAUAUACAGCCGUUCAUCAACGCUAUUUUCUUUGGCUCCGCGUUCAUGUCUUUCAUGGCGGUAGCAUAUGUCCCCGCAUUCCUCGAAGACCGGGCAACUUUCACCAAAGAACGAGCCAACGGACUAUAUGGUGUGACACCAUUUAUAGUCUCAAACUUUCUCAUUGGGCUUCCCUACCUGUUUUUGAUAUCCAUCCUCUUCUCGAUCGUCUCAUACUGGCUCUCCAAUUUCCAACCAACAGCAAAAGCAUUUUUCACCUGGGUGAUGUGGAUAUUCCUUGACCUUGUGGCCGCUGAAUCCCUAGUGGUCCUCGUGACAUCGAUAUUCCCAAAUUUUGUAAUCUCCUUGGCGCUUGUUGCAUUCGCAAAUGGUCUUUGGAUGAGUGUCGGAGGGUUUCUGAUCACGCAGAAGAUUCUCAAUCCGUUUUGGAAAUAUGUGUUCCACUACAUUGAUUACCAGUGUCUCAUUCGGGGCACUGGAGUGCUAGAAUCGUAUGGGUAUUCCACUGGUCAGACAGGCAAGUGGGUUGGGAUUCUUCUAGGCAUCAUUGUGGGAUAUCGAGUCCUUGGAUGGAUUGCUCUCUAUCUUCGCAGGAAUUAG
Messenger RNA from Penicillium expansum, 3729 nucleotides. Its product is annotated as arginine--tRNA ligase. The record is from RefSeq and is a predicted model, not a curated record. Gene Ontology annotation, cellular component: cytoplasm; mitochondrion; membrane. Gene Ontology annotation, molecular function: ABC-type transporter activity; ATP binding; ATP hydrolysis activity. NCBI's taxonomy places the organism in Eukaryota, Fungi, Ascomycota, Eurotiomycetes, Eurotiales, Aspergillaceae. The transcript is spliced from 11 exons. The coding region runs from base 1 to 3729 and encodes 1242 amino acids. Gene Ontology annotation, biological process: arginyl-tRNA aminoacylation; mitochondrial translation.